UCUAUCCUUCUCCUUCUCCUGCUGUGGCCAUAUUUGUUGAUGUGUCAUAGCAUUGAGUAGUUGGGCGAUCAGCUGGAUAAACAGGGUGCUGUGGCCGAAAUUGCACGGACAUACACGAUGACUCGUUGGCACCUGAUUUGAACCGUAAGCGGAGCAUGAAACAUCUGGCUCCGACUACAGCUGCACAGAAAAUGGAAGGAUCACAUGAUAAAUUAGCAACAGAGGAAAUACGUUCUGGAGACAAGUGUCAUUGUAGUGUGUCAAAUGUCGAAGAGGAGGAAUUAAUCUUUGAGAACAGUGAUCAUGCCGUGAAGACUUGCAAUCAGGUGAAAGGUGAGAACCAGCUGGAAAGUGGAUUAAUCAAGACUGAAGAAGGAGCUCGGAUAAGCAGUGAGCACCAUCAUGAUAUGAGAGAGAUAGCUGCUGAUGUUGAAGGUGAUGCUGGGAAAGUUUCUAGUGAAACUGACAGACUUCCACUUAGUCUUUCAAAUGAGGCUGCUGCUGCCAGUCAGGAUGUAGCAGAAAGUCCUCCUGUUAUCGAAGGGACAAUGGAGACCUUAUUGACUUUUGACGCAACAGCUCAGCAUGACAAUGAGCCACCGUUGGAGUCACCUGCUGUCGACAGCAGUCCUUCACCCUCUUCUGUCCAAAGCACUUCCAAAAACUCCCCUGCAGACUCCUCCACCUCUGGGAUCUCUAACGGACCGUCCACUCCGAGCUCCGACACGCUCAGCUUCUUGCCGGCCUCAGGCCCGCAGACCACCGCCAACGUCUCCAUCCCCUUACAAUCCUCGUCGAGCCCUUUCGACACCGACUGCAGCCGAAAGCUUAUUUCCCAGAUCCAGCGCUCGUUGUCGCAAGAGUCGCUGUUGGAUGAGCUGGAGUCAGAGCUUUUAGCUUGCGGGUUGUCUGAAAGCGAUAGCAGAGGGAAAGGGAAAGGGAGCUCCCCUGUCAAUGGACUCCCAGGAGACCAGGAGGGCUGCAUGGACGUCUUUGAGAAGUGUGUGCAGUACAAGUACACUCAACAGGAGAAGGCUAUUCAAAGGUUGCUUGAGGAGAACAAGAGACAUCAAGAACUGAUCCUGGGUAUCUGCUCGGAAAAAGACAACAUGAAGGAAGAGUUGAAGAAGAGAGCAGAAACAGAGAAGCAACACAUGAGCUCCAUUAAAAAGCUGGAGGGGCGGGUGGAGGAGCUUCUGAAAGAACUGAAGGAGUCGCGGGAGAAACUGAUCCACCAGGAGCAAUCGUCCAAAGCUGCUCUGCAGCAGCUGCAUAGGGAGACCUCUCACAGGAUAGAACAGGUGAACAAGAAGUGUGAUGAGGCACGGCAGGAGAAGGAGGCCAUGGUGAUGAAAUAUGUGCGGGGGGAGAAGGAGGCUCUGGACCUGAGACGGGACAAGGAGAGUUUAGAGAAGAGGCUGAGGGAAGCGCUGAAGGAGGUGGACCGCCAAGCGCUGCGCGGGAACCAGCUGGCUCAGGAGAAGGGGCGGCUGCAGCAGCUAUAUGACGCCAAGGAGGGUGAGGUUGGCCGGCUGACACGAGAAGGGGAAAAGUUAAAAGAGGAGAUCAACUCUCAUCUAAUCAAAGUCAAAUGGGCCCAGAACAAAUUAAAGAGUGAAGCAGAUGCUCAUAAGGAAACAAAAGACAAGCUGAGAGAAACGACAUCCAAGUUGGCUCAGGCCAAAGAAGAGACGGAACAGAUCCGAAAGAAUUGCCAGGACAUGAUCCGAACGUACCAGGAAUCAGAAGAGCUCAGAUCCAACGAGUUGGACGCUAAACUGAAGGAAACUAAAGGAGAGUUGGAGAAACACAAGCAGGAGCAAACAGACCAGUUAGAGAUGCAUCGAGCAAAGGCUAAAGAGCUAGAGGACCUGAAGAAGAGUUACAAAGAAAGCAUAGAUGAGCUGGAAACACUCCGCACUAAGUUAAAGUGUCUGGAGGACGAGCGGCCGCGGUGGGAGGAUGAGCUGACCAAAUACAGGGAGAUCAUAAACCGGCAGAAGGCUGAGAUCGGCCGGCAGAGAGAAAAACUGGACGAGGUCACUGCGCUCCAGGAGCAGCAUGAACGGGACAAACAGGAGAUCACCUCUCUCCAGGAGGAAGUGGAGAGCCUGACCAGUCAGAUGGCCGACCUCCAGCGCGACGUUCAAGGCAGCAGGGAGCGUGAAGCCGAGCUGCUGGGCUUCACCGAGAAGCUGAGCAGCAAGAACGCCCACCUGCAGUCGGAGAGCAACGCGCUGCAGUCUCAGCUGGAUCAGGUCAGCAGCAGCUUCACCGAGCUGCAAGCGAAGCUGGAGGAGACCAGCAGGCUCCUGGAGGACAAGUCGCGACAGCUGAAACAGGAAGAAGUGAUGAGAGGCCAGGAGGUGCAGGGCCUGCAGGAGGAACGGGCGGCGUUGCAGACAGAGGUGGCCCAGCUGACGACCAGAGUGGAGGAGCUGAGGGACGAGCUGGUGACCCAGAAACGGAAACAAGCUGCCAACAUCAAAGACCUCACGAAACAACUAACACAAGCCCGUAAAAAGUUGGAGCAGGUUGAGAAUGGCGGCUGCGACCGGGACGCCAGCAGUAUGGGCAGCCGCUCCAGUUCCUCAGGUACUGCUCUGAAAUUUGGUUCCCUAAACGCACGCCAAGGUGGGAGCAGCAGCGUUGAGGAGCGGUCGCCAGAGAGCCAGUCCGGUCCCUCCGUUAUGGUGGUGGACAGCUUCCCAGAGGUGGACAAGGCCGUCCUCGUGGACCGGAUUGUCCGUCUGCAAAAGGCAUUGGCGAGAAAGCAGGAAAAGAUCGAGUUCAUGGAGGAUCACAUUAAACAGCUGGUGGAAGAGAUCCGGAAAAAGACUAAGAUUAUCCAGAGCUACGUGCUAAGAGAGGAGUCAGGGGCCCUCUCAUCAGAGGCCUCUGAUAUUAACAAGGCCCACCUCAGCCGGCGGGGAGGCAUCAUGGCGUCGCUUUACACCUCCCACCCGGCGGACAGCGGCCUGACCCUGGACCUGUCUCUGGAGAUUAACAGGAAGCUGCAGGCAGUGCUGGAGGACACGCUGCUGAAGAACAUAACUCUGAAGGAGAAUCUGCAGACUCUGGGCUCCGAGAUCGAAAAACUGAUAAAGCAGCAGAAGAAUCCCGCAGACGGAGUCAGGAAGAAGUGAAAAUUAACUACUUGAGCAACUUCUACUUCUAUUCCCGACGAAUGGAAGAGCGUCGUAAGUGCCGGUGAGACAUGGGACCUCUUGAACUGUUUCUGUCUAUUUGGAGGAAAUGUCUGAGCUUACUUGAACCGUUGCUACUCCAUCCACAUUGUGCCACCUCUAUUUAUAGACCCUGACACGAGAACUUUUCUUCUGGCCCACAUUUUCCUCCCCAAAGCUUUGCCAAGAGAACUCUUCGGGGCUCUUCGGACUUGAACUUCCUCCUCGUGUUGUUGUGAAUGUUUAGCUAAACCUCCGUGGAAGCUAAUUGCCAGUCAAACAAUUCAGGGUUCCUAUCCAUUUUGGAAAGAAAGUGUGAAAUCUGGUUUUAGUAUUUUUCCAGGUGUGGAUUAAUAUGGAAAGAGAAGAGCUUAAGAAAUUUUUUUAUUUUCAGACUUCAUUGCCUGACCCGUUUUUAAAUGUUUUUUCUCUGACAUUUUUUCUGUGUGCCAUAAAAUUCUGUCUAUAUUUUGUCCUCUUCCUUUUUAUUCUUUCUAUUCUUACUUGUGCCCUUUUUCUUACUUCCUUCCAUUUUAUUUUAUUUUCUUCUAUGUAUCAUCCUUUCUUCUUUCCUCUCUUC
Xiphophorus hellerii (green swordtail) is the source of this 3765-nucleotide messenger RNA. It is a transcript of the gene ccdc186, whose product is annotated as coiled-coil domain-containing protein 186. Gene Ontology annotation, molecular function: small GTPase binding. The record is from RefSeq and is a predicted model, not a curated record. The coding region runs from base 156 to 3146 and encodes 996 amino acids. Gene Ontology annotation, cellular component: trans-Golgi network. Gene Ontology annotation, biological process: vesicle cytoskeletal trafficking. The transcript is spliced from 16 exons. Lineage: Eukaryota; Metazoa; Chordata; Actinopteri; Cyprinodontiformes; Poeciliidae.